Cavia porcellus (domestic guinea pig) is the source of this 927-nucleotide messenger RNA. It is a transcript of the gene Cavporv1r646, whose product is annotated as vomeronasal 1 receptor cavPorV1R646. The record is from RefSeq and is marked provisional. Gene Ontology annotation, biological process: G protein-coupled receptor signaling pathway. Gene Ontology annotation, cellular component: membrane. NCBI's taxonomy places the organism in Eukaryota, Metazoa, Chordata, Mammalia, Rodentia, Caviidae. Gene Ontology annotation, molecular function: pheromone receptor activity.
AUGGUGAAGAAAAAGAGAAAAAUUUCCAGAUUUUUUGAUAUAAGAAGCACAGUUUUCUUUGAAAUCACCAUUGGGAUCAUAGCCAACACUGUCCUCCUUCUGUUCCACAUUCUCCAGUUUCUAUUCAAACACAAACCCAAGCCCCUGGACCUAACUAUUGCUCAGUUGGCCCUAAUCCACUUGGUGAUGCUGGUAACCAUGGGUUUCAUAGCUACAGACACUUUUGGGUUUCAGGGUUGGGAAGAUGGCCUCACAUGUAAAGUAAUUAUUUACAUGCAAAAGUUGAUGAGAGCCCUCUCGAUCUGUACCACGUGCCUGUUGAGCAUCCUCCAGGCCAUCACCCUAAGCCCCAGAAACUCUACUUUGGCAAAAUUCAAACAUAAAGCCACAUAUCGCUAUCCAUGUUGCCUUGUGUGUUUAUGGGUCUUCAAUAUGCUCCUGAAUGGUCGUUUCUUAGUCUCUAUUGGUGCCACUCCCAAUGUGACCUCACAUAGUCUCAUAUUUGUCACUGAAUCCUGCUCUCAGUGGCCUAUUAGUUACUUGUUCAGGUACAUAUUUUUCUCACUGGCAAAUAUUCAGGAUAUUUCCUUUAUAGGACUGAUGGCUUUCUCAAGUGGAUACAUGGUGAGCCUGUUAAGCAGGCAUAAGAGGCAGAUCCAGCAUCUUCACAGCACCAGCUUUUCUUCAAAGAGCUCCCCUGAAGGAAGGGCUACCCAGACCAUUCUGUUGCUCAUGGGGUUCUUUAUGCUCAUGUACUUCUUGGACUGUGUUACUUUCUCCUCCCGUGCAAUAUUGUGGAAUAAUGACCCAAUUAGUCUCUGUGUACACAUGCUUUUGGGCAAUGGCUAUGCCACAGUCUGUCCUUUUGUCCUAAUGAGAACUGAAAAACGAAUGAUUGGGUGCUUAACAUUCUGGUGGAAAAGAUAA